AUGAGCGUCCGAGUCCCUGUGUACAAGAACGUCUGUAUCGCACCUGGCGUCUCCAACUCCGUAGUCUGGCUGAUUGGAGUUCCGGCUACAGGCGAGGGUCGUCUGGAGACCUACUCUAUCGAUCUCUCCAACAUCAAUGCGCCCACCGCCAGAUUCGUCGCCAACCAAACCAGCCCCCUGCACUGGAGCGCCACCUCCCAAAGGGCCUGCUUCAGUUAUCCAGGGGAUAGUACCAAUCCCAACAGUCCCAUCCUCAUGUACCAGUUCAGCCCAAUGACCUACUUCACCAACGUCUAUCCGAACGGCACAGUGGAUAGCCCUAUUAACUUUCCGAACGUGGGCAUGGUCUCGAACAAAUUAUUCAGUCAUACUGGUGCUGUCGAGAACCUAAACUGGUUCACAGGCAUGACAAAUGUGACUGAUAUCGCGACCAACUCUGCCUGGACCGGGCUGCGGAUUAAUGCAACGUCGGUUGUGGACAGUUCUCGUGAUUUCCUCAUUUCCCAGUACCCGACCCCAAACCCUUUGCUAUCUGUCGGUGCCUACAUCUCCGCGUCCAACACUCCGGCCCAGGGAUACCACAUCGUCUUUGACAAGAAUGGAGGCGGAGCGAUCUACACAGCCUCAGGUUCGGUAGCACCAAUCUUGUCGGACCAGGACCGCGUUCUCACUCUGGCCAAUCCCCAGAGCGUGGAUAUGGGUGGAUAUGCACUAUCAGUCAAUGCCAUCCCACUUACCAUGGCUUCUGUCGCAUAUAUCCUGGACCAGGCUUCCGAUAAUUCUACAGCUAUAUACUACAUCGAUCCCUCCCAGUCCCCGAAGCUACAACGGGCCUCUGUCCAAGGCGAUAGCCUUCCCUUUGUUUCUGAUUUUGCCGCCACAACCUUGAACACCCAAAUCGUGGUGUACUCGGCCACAACCGUGGCGACAUUUAACACCUUUGACACAGUUGCAAAAACCUGGGGCGGACCCGGCUUGAUGCCUUCUAAGCCCUCACCUUCACUCAGUGGCCUUUCCAAGCUAGCCCUAACGAAUGAUAGCUCGGACCCUAGCAAGGCUCCAGUGGACGCCAUCAUUGGAGGCGCUGUUGUUGGAUUGGUUCCCAUUGCACUUGUUGCAUUCCUCGUCAUUCGACACCGCCGCAAGUCCACUAAUGCCGCCGUCGCCUCUGCUUCAGCUGCUUCAGCCGGAGCUGCGCCUGUAGUUACAACUAAUUACCCUGGAAAGGGCGGGGACUACGAAUACCCCAUGCAACAGAACUAUCAGCAGCAAACACAGCCGCAGUUUAUCCAGCCUCAGUAUCCGCAACAGCAGCAGCAACAAUUCAAUCCUCACCAUUCGUAUAAUCCACAAUACUAUGCAGUCGAUCCUAACCAACAACCGCAGCAGAGCCCUGUGAUCUUCCAAUCCCAGUCGUACGAGCAGAAGCAGCAACCGGCCUACAACUACACGCCUCCUACCAUUUUCCAACCCCAGUCAGUUGUUGGUAGCAAUGCCUCUUACAGUCAGGCCAUUUACACGCCCACUGGAAGCGCUGACACACUUCAGUCACCCUAUGAUCCUACCACUCGAGUCCACGCCUCUACUGAUGCACCUUCCAAUCCCCAGUACGUGCCGCCCACUGGAAGUGCUGCCACACCUCAGUCACCCCAUGAUCCUGCCACUCAAUUCCACACUUCUACUGAUGCACCUUCCAAUCCCCAGUACGUGCCACCCCUGAAGGCUCAAAGCUACAUCUCUUAG
Molecule: messenger RNA, 1743 nt
Organism: Gamsiella multidivaricata
Lineage: Eukaryota; Fungi; Mortierellomycota; Mortierellomycetes; Mortierellales; Mortierellaceae
Exons: 3
Coding region: 1-1743 (580 amino acids)
Source: RefSeq, a predicted model, not a curated record